AUGUCUCACAGUGACGGCCCGGGUACUACGCAAGAAUCGAAUGCCAGCCUAUUAGCUGACGGGAGAAUUGCAUCAAUGGAUACUCGGGUAGAUGCCGCAGCGGAUCCCUCGACAUCGGUUCCUGGUCACCGUCGUCUGUCCACCUUCGAGCGAGUUUUCUCCACGCAUGCCCCCAUUUUCGAGUCCCUCCUCCUCCAAAUUCCGACCGAUACCAUCUUUCAGCUGUAUCACACCUCCUCCUACCUCCGAAAAUUCCUCCAGUCCUACCCGACAGCAUGGAAAUACCUUUCCUUCCGGUUGCUCUAUCCGUCCGGAUCCCAGACUCGGCCUCUGCUGCCCGGCAGUCCAGAUCCCGCGACCCAGCGACAGUCACGCCCAUAUGCACUGGACCAGCUCUUGAUGAUGGUCGUGGUGCCGCUCAGCCCGUGUCUGAGAAGUCUGGAGCUCGAUAACACCGCAGUCUCUGGUCAGAUUCUGAUUUCGACGGUCCUGCACUCUCGGCGGGAGACAUUGGAGCAUCUCUCCGUCCGCGGAUGCAAGAAUGUCUCUCUCAAAUACCACAUCAUUCCGUAUCUUACCAUGUUUGGGCUGCAAUACGACGUGGACAUGGAAAAGAACCCUAGCAGUUCUCCGGCCAAGAAGAAACUUGCGCUGAAGAGCCUUUACACCUAUCGAUGUCGUCACCAUCGGCGACGACCGUACCUUUCUUCUUCGCUGUUGCGACGAGAUUCUGAUUCCGAGCCUACGCAUGAGCUGGUCAACUUGUGCCACAAACUGGGAAUCUGGACCGAUACUGCAUGGUGUACGACGCCCGCUGGCCGGUGCUUUCGACGAAGAGGCUACGUUUCUAUGAGGGUCCCACACGGAUCUCCGGAGGUCUGGGUGGUGUUCGAUCGACUAUGGCGGUCCAAGAAUUGGCUUGGUUCCUCGCCGGAUAGUGGAACACAGGAGACCAAACGGGACGGGAGACUCUGGGAACAUGACGAGACCGGGUUCAAUGGAGAACCUCUGGGAACCGGCGAUCGAUGGAGCAGUGGCGAAGGGAAGAUGGUUCCUGCUCAUCUACGCCAGAGUCAUAGACGGUUUGUCGAGAACAUCAAGUGCGAUCAGUGCUUCGAGGAUAUCCCCGAGAGGUGUGAGCAAUGCAGUGUUCUUAUGCAUUGUGUUGGCUGCCGCAAGACGCUCUGUGCGAGCUGCGCGUAUGAUCGACCAUAUCAUCGUCCUGCAGCAAAUUCUACUACCGCUGGUGCUGGAAACUCACUAUGGUGGGCGCCUGGUGCAACCAUUUCUCCCUGCCUCAUGCAAGAACCUCCUUCUCCGGAAGAAGCGGCAGGAACCAACCCGACUCCUGCCGGGCCUAAUCAAUAUCCCGCUCUCAAAUUCCACUGGUGCUGCACGGAGCCUAUCUUCUCUGGCGGAGGGGGUAUCAGCAUUGGCACGACGAGCCGGGAUGUAGAUUUGGUCCGUGCAGCACCCUUACCCAGGGGACAAGGUUUUGAGGACCCUGAAUACUCGCCCAGCGAAUGGUGCAAAAAUUUCCCCAGAUAUGCCUACGGUGAUCCUAAGAGACCAGACUACUCGUUGAAGACGGGACACAUGGAGAUGAUGCGUUGGUUGUUGGGACCACCCGGCCGUCAGGUCUCGACCUGUCCGCGCAACCUCUGCCAGGAAUGUUAUGACUCCCCACAGUGGAAGGUAAAUUGCAAGAGCUGCUCCAAACCUCUUUGCAUGGAACACGAUCUCCGCGGCCUUCGUCUACGCAUAUGUGGGUAUCGAGACCUGGCCCUGGAGAAGAUGUCGCUACAAAAUCAGCAAGCCUCAGCUGGAAGCAGAUCGGGCGGUUCAAUUGGGUUAUCAAUCACAUUCUGCGUCCAGCAGUAUUGCGGGGGAGCGCGUCGCCCCGAGCAUGACGGAAAUGCAUCCCGGUGUCCUGCAAGAAUUCAUCGAGCACGCGGACGAGGACCCUCUACCCGAUCAGCGGGCUGGUCGGAGCCGCUCCCCAACCAACUCGAACCUUUCACGUUCUUCAUCCCGUUCGUCCGUGUACUACGACGCUGCUGUGGAAAUCCCCAAAUGGCAGGGCUGCCAGUCAUUUUUCUGCCCUCAGUACCGGCCAGUUGGAGACCAACGACAGCGUUGUACGAGCGUGCUGCGAGAGUGCACGAAUUGCUCGGUUCACGUCUGCCAGGACUGCAUCAAGAAGAACCCUCCUUGUACCUGCUCUUACUGCGAGGUCAAUUACCUUUGCCCGAAUUGCCAGAAAUUGCGGGAAGAGGACGGCACCUGCCGACGGGCGGAGGAGGAGAGGGCCAAAAGGAGGAGAAGUGGAAGAAGGACAUGGAGAUGCUGGAGGAUAUCCUCGAGCGGAAACUGGCCAACGAAGUCGCCGAAUUUGCGGGUCAAUUCAUGGGUCUGGUCCAAGGCAGAGAUGGUACCGAUCAAGGUCAGGCUCAAGCUCAGACUCAGACUCAGACGGAUGGCAAUCACGUCAGAGCCGAAGAAAUGUUUGAGCACCCCAUGUCGGACGAGGAGGCCGUUCUCGAGGAAAUGAUGACCCCGAUUGCAGAUUAG
Molecule: messenger RNA, 2571 nt
Organism: Rasamsonia emersonii CBS 393.64
Lineage: Eukaryota; Fungi; Ascomycota; Eurotiomycetes; Eurotiales; Trichocomaceae
Exons: 2
Coding region: 1-2571 (856 amino acids)
Source: RefSeq, a predicted model, not a curated record